CAGAGCUCCAACGACGCCCCUUGCUUUCGGCUAACGUGUGCAAGCGAGCGGAGGAGGCUUCAUGAUGCCGACCGUCACUACAGCCGGAGUUAUUUUGAUGGCAGUUUGUAUUUAUCCAAGUUACGCCCUCUACUUCCACAUAGGAGAGACAGAGAAAAAAUGCUUCAUUGAAGAAAUCCCAGACGAGACCAUGGUCAUCGGAAAGUACAAAACUCAGUUGUGGGACAAACAGACCAAUUCUUUUCUCCCGUCGACCCCUGGUCUUGGAAUGCAUGUUGAAAUCAAGGAUCCUGAUGCAAAGGUCAUCCUGUCCCGUCAGUAUGGAUCUGAUGGCCGCUUCACCUUCACAUCCCAUACUCCUGGAGAACACCAGAUUUGUCUGCACUCCAACUCUACCAAGAUGGCUCUGUUUGCUGGAGGGAAACUGAGAGUGCACCUGGAUAUUCAGGUCGGGGAACAUACCAACAACUACCCUGAAAUUGCCGCCAAGGACAAGCUGACUGAGUUGCAGCUGCGUGCCAGGCAGCUCCUGGAUCAGGUGGAGCAGAUUCAAAAGGAGCAGAAUUACCAGCGGUAUCGAGAGGAGCGCUUCCGUAUGACCAGCGAGAGCACCAACCAACGCGUCCUCUGGUGGUCCAUCGCCCAGACGCUCAUCCUCAUUAUCACUGGCAUAUGGCAGAUGAAACACCUCAAGGGCUUCUUUGAAGCCAAGAAACUGGUUUAGCCGGAGCGGCGUCCGGGACCAACAGACACCUUUGGAGACAGACCUGAAUGACUGGAACAGAGAAUUGUCCCCCCACCCCCUCCCUCACCUUACCGUGCAAGAAUUCAGGUGGAGACUUUUUGUCGGCCAUGGAUGAUGAAGGUACUUUUCCAUCUUGGGCCUUACUUGCUACGCGGUACUUUUGACAUCCCAGUCGCCUUGCUCUUUUGUUUGCCUGGCAGCUUUUUGUUUCACCGCAACAAUGACCUGCUGUUGUUUUCUAACUUGUAACCAUCAGCUUCAUCGUCCUAUGUCCCUUAUUUAGACUUUGCAUGAACACUAAAAGAUUGAUCAUGAGUUUUGAUCAUAGUAUUGAACAUUUAAUUGUUGUGUACAUUUACACAUCAGAGACCUGUCACACUCGCACACAUUCUUUUGUGUGUUCUUCAAGUAUUUUAUAGAUAUCCUUAAGAGAUCAUCAAUAUUGAUGCAUAGAAACACAUUUAAUCAUUUUUUUUUCCAGAAUACUUUUGUGCCCUUGUUAAAUUGCUUUAUUAUAGCCAUCCUUCAUUUACUUAGUGUUCAUGUGUGUUUUUAUUUGAUGGGGGCAUUAAAUAGGUUGUAUAAUGUCUGCACAUUGUAGAAAGUUAGUUUGUAGACUUUGUUGUUGUCAAACUUAUUUAUUAUUGUAAUGUGACAAGCUAUUCUGCAUACAAUCAAUCCAGGCUGGACUGUAUUUUAAUAAUAAGUCACGAGUGUAUGGGUUUUUUGAGUUUGAGGUUUUAAUUUGAAUUGAUUUUUCUGUUUAUUGCCCAGUUCUUGAGAUUCUAUCCUGUCAGGCAUUGUCUUCAUGAAGAAAUCUUUAGUUGCCAUAAAAUGUUCCAGCAUUGAAGUCAA
Nerophis ophidion (straightnose pipefish) is the source of this 1600-nucleotide messenger RNA. Its product is annotated as transmembrane emp24 domain-containing protein 4-like. The coding region runs from base 62 to 724 and encodes 220 amino acids. Gene Ontology annotation, cellular component: COPII-coated ER to Golgi transport vesicle; Golgi apparatus; endoplasmic reticulum-Golgi intermediate compartment. The record is from RefSeq and is a predicted model, not a curated record. Gene Ontology annotation, biological process: intracellular protein transport; endoplasmic reticulum to Golgi vesicle-mediated transport; positive regulation of canonical NF-kappaB signal transduction. The transcript is spliced from 5 exons. NCBI's taxonomy places the organism in Eukaryota, Metazoa, Chordata, Actinopteri, Syngnathiformes, Syngnathidae.